GGUCCGCCCGCACGGCAGGGGGCGCUGUGGGCGGAAGUGACGCUGUGUGCGCUGCGGGGAGCGGUGCGGAGCCGGCGGGAUGAACGCGCCGCCAGCAUUUGAGUCGUUCCUGCUGUUCGAAGGGGAGAAAAAGAUCACCAUCAACAAGGACACCAAGGUGCCCAACGCCUGUUUGUUCACCAUCAACAAGGAGGAUCACACGCUGGGAAACAUCAUCAAGUCGCAGCUGCUGAAGGACCCCCAGGUGCUGUUUGCAGGUUACAAGGUCCCGCACCCCCUGGAACAUAAAAUCAUCAUCCGCGUCCAAACGACCCCGGAUUACAGCCCCCAGGAGGCCUUCACCAACGCCAUCACCGACCUGAUCAGCGAGCUGUCCCUGCUGGAGGAGAGAUUCAGGGUUGCCAUUAAAGACAAACAAGAAGGAAUCGAGUGAAAUCAGCCUGCUCUUAGUGUGAUACACUGCUGAUGAAGAACGAUGUGUCUGAGUGAAAUGCUUUAUUUAAACCUUCAUUCAAUGCCAAUUACUUUCCUUCCAGUCCUACUGACUUUGGCAGCAGUAUUGGGAGGGGAUGUUUGUAUCUGACAUGUCUUGUUUGAUUUCAUGGCUUAAUUCACUAAAAUGGUUUUCACUUUUCUAACUGGAGCCUCACUGUCACUAUGUGCACUAUGCUGUAGCUCAGUCUCACUGCCCUUAUGGCAAUGAGGAGAUGCUGAGUGGCAAUAACGGGUCACAGCCCUGGUUUCCCAUUCCAAGAAGUUCAGAUUCUGCCAGCAGA
This is a messenger RNA of Coturnix japonica (Japanese quail), 776 nucleotides long. RefSeq names its product RNA polymerase II subunit J (gene POLR2J). Lineage: Eukaryota; Metazoa; Chordata; Aves; Galliformes; Phasianidae. The record is from RefSeq and is a predicted model, not a curated record. Gene Ontology annotation, molecular function: protein dimerization activity; DNA binding. Gene Ontology annotation, biological process: transcription by RNA polymerase II. Gene Ontology annotation, cellular component: RNA polymerase II, core complex.